Athene cunicularia (burrowing owl) is the source of this 1418-nucleotide messenger RNA. RefSeq names its product ARV1 homolog, fatty acid homeostasis modulator (gene ARV1). Gene Ontology annotation, biological process: sphingolipid metabolic process; regulation of plasma membrane sterol distribution; sterol metabolic process. Gene Ontology annotation, cellular component: cortical endoplasmic reticulum; Golgi apparatus. The transcript is spliced from 4 exons. The record is from RefSeq and is a predicted model, not a curated record. NCBI's taxonomy places the organism in Eukaryota, Metazoa, Chordata, Aves, Strigiformes, Strigidae. The annotation marks the transcript as partial.
UUCUUUUUCAUUUGUGACUUUCAGAAAUCCUGCCAGAAACCUGUGGACAAAUAUAUUGAGUAUGAUCCUGUUAUCAUCUUGAUUAAUGCUAUUUUAUGUAAAGCACAAGCAUACAGGCACAUUCUUUUCAAUACAAAGAUAAAUAUUCAUGGGAAGCUCUGCAUAUUUUGUUUGCUCUGCGAAGCUUAUCUCAGGUGGUUGCAACUACAGGAUUCAAGCCAAAAUAUAGAUCCUGAUGACUUAAUCAGAUAUGCCAAGGAAUGGGAUUUUUAUAGAAUGUUUGGUAUAGCUUCUUUAGAACAAACUUCAUUUUUGAUUGGCAUUUUUAUUACCUUAUGGUGGAUGAGACUCGACAUGCUGAAAACAAAGUCUGACUUCAUUUUACUUCUCAAAGCACUGCUGUUGUCCAGCUAUGGAAAGCUUUUGCUAAUUCCAGCUGUUAUUUGGGAACAUGACUACACGCCUUUGUGCCUUGCAUUUAUAAAAGUGUUUGUCUUGAUAUCAAACUCUCAGGCAAUUAGAGUUACACUGAAUUUGAAUCGAAUGCUCCCUUGGUUGGCCAUUUUCCUUGGAUUAAUUUUUGAAAAUGGUGUGGUCUGCUUGUUCAAGAAAAUGGGAUGGGAUGUUUGAAAUGUCAGCCCAGAUCUGAAGAAAUAACAACAAUAUGAUAAUUUUCUAAGAAUGAUCUCUGCCAGCAAUGUCCAAAGACACUAUUUUUGUAGUGAUAAAGCAGGUAAUAGAUAACAAAAACUUGCAUUAGUGGUGAGUGUAGAGAGUUUUAGGAUGAGUCAAAAUGAGAAGUUUGGCUAUUUAAUGUGGUGAACCAUAAAACUUCAACCUUAACAUGUUUAUUUUCCCAUUAAAAAAUACGAAUGUGUCACUAUCCUAAGAGCUUUAUAAAUCUGGCUGCACAGCUAUGGCUGUAACAAAAAAGGUAUAUUUAAAAAAUUCAGCACUGCUACCAAUCAUUGCAUUUUGGCAGAAAGAGGAGGAUGAAUUGUUCCCUUAAGAGGAAGGAAGACAGUCAGUGGAAAAAUAUAAAAGCCAAAAUUGUUAUUUCUGCAAAAACAGAUUUUCAAAGAGAGCAGUGAAUAUGUGCAAACAGUUUAUUAGAAAAAAAGGCAAGUAUUGCAGAGUAAAACUCUGGAGCCAUCUCUAGGAACUGUAGUUUUAACUGACUUGAAAUUUUGUGUGAUCUUAUAAAUGCUGCUGCUUUGUUCUGAAAGCUGAGAGUGAAAGGACUCUGAUCCCCCGCAUCCAUGGUUGUUUGGGAUACUGCUGCUUCUGCAUUUAAUAUUAAGCCACAUCUCCCACACCGAGCCCUCAUCUGGCAGCAGGUUGAGUGGAAGCAAAAAAUGAAAUAUGAGGCUGCUCAGCAGUAGAGUAGUACUUGUUAAAAAAAUCAAUAAAACAAAAAA